AUGUAUAUAUUUAUUUUUUUCGCCUUGGCUUAUGCAUAAAUCGAGUGUAACAAGGAUGAUUUAGUAACCACUUGUUCAUUGAAUUCAUUCUCAGCAUACAUGGUAACCUAUGAGAAAAAGACAUCUGAUACAAUGUUCCUAUUCAUUGGUGCCAAACCUGGUUAAAGUGCUCUAUUCUUUGAUCAAUUAGGCGUGGGUCCAAAUUCAACUUAUGAAAAGUGGACUGAUCUAGGCCAUUUAAUGUUUCUGGAUAUUUAAGGAUCAGGUUACACAAUAAUUACUAAAACUCCAAAAUCAAUAGCUGAAUAUACGUAGCAGUAUGUGAAUGCCUUUAAUACUUUUAAAGAAGAAUUAGACUAUAAAUUCACUCGGUUGUAUAUUGUCACAAGUGGGAUAGGUUCAAAGGUGGCUCUGGAACUCGCAUUAUAGUUAUAAGCAUAUGGAACGAUUUUGUUUUCUCCAUUAUUAAAUCUUUUAGAGAACAUGCGACAAUUGCCAACCACAGCUUAUCAUAUGGGAUUGAUUGAUUUUUAGGAGAGACAAUCCUUAGAACUUUAAAUAAUUAGUUUGAGUCAACCAAAAUAUAGCGAUUAUCAAAUUUUAGUUAACAAAGUUUCCAAGAUGAGUGGAGAUAUGCAAGUAUCAGAUUUCAGAAAAUAUGAGAUGGAUAACUCCACAAUACUGUUGACUGACAUAAUGAACACUCAAGAAGUCAGAGACAAAUAUCAUGCAAAACAACAAUUUUUUAAGACAUUCAAUAUUGAUGUCUUUAAUAAUAUGACCGAUUCCUUAUCUUAAAACAUUGAUUUGGAUAAAUAUUUGAAAUUAACCAAAAUAAUAUGCUUGAUUCCAUAAUUCUCCUUAAGUACAAACAUACAAGGAACCUUAAGUUAUCUUUUGUAAUUCAAACAAUUUAAUGAAUUACCCUUUGUACAAUAUGUUAAUGAACAUAAAUAUGCAAUUUAUGUAAACAUUGGAACCAUUUACAUAAUUUAUAACAGUGGUGACAAAAUCUAUCAGGAUUAGUAAGAGAUAGUUAAAAACAUAAUAAAAAAAUUAUGA
Messenger RNA from Paramecium tetraurelia, 1062 nucleotides. RefSeq lists its product as uncharacterized. The transcript has 4 exons. The record is from RefSeq and is a predicted model, not a curated record. Lineage: Eukaryota; Ciliophora; Oligohymenophorea; Peniculida; Parameciidae.